GUCUAUGAGGUUUCGGUUUCUCCUCCCUCUAUGUUUUUUUUAAAACAAGACGACGAGUAGUGGGAGUUGAAGGACCGUUAGCCAAGGGUCGGGUUGAAAGGUCCCCACCCUAACCUCUCUUCUCUCGGUAAAGGAAAGAGAUGGAAAAAGAAACUUUUGCCCCUCAGUGCUCUUAUAUGAGAAAGAUGGAUGGAGCCGCCAAUAGCAUUUCACCUCACCAACUCUUCUUUUACUUCCUUUCCUUUAUCUUCUUCAUCCACACAUUUCUGCUCCAUAGCAUGAGAUGGAAAGCUCCUCAGCUUCUGCGCGUGUUGAGUCUUUCCCAAUUGGGCUUAGAGUUCUCGUUGUUGAUGACGACCUAACGUGGCUGAAAAUUUUAGAAAAGAUGCUCCGGAAAUGCUCAUAUGAUGUUACAACAUGCUGUAAAGCAAGAGCUGCUCUUGAUCUUCUUCGUGAAAGAAAAGAUAAAUUUGACAUUGUAAUCAGUGAUGUUAAUAUGCCCGACAUGGAUGGUUUCAAGCUCCUUGAGCACGUUGGACUUGAGAUGGAUUUACCAGUUAUAAUGAUGUCAGUGGAUGGUGAAACAAGCAGGGUUAUGAAAGGUGUUCAACAUGGUGCAUGCGAUUACCUUCUUAAGCCCAUAAGAAUGAAAGAGCUAAGGAACAUAUGGCAACAUGUUUAUAGAAAGAGAGCACAUGAGUUGAAAGAUUUGGAGAGUCAUGAAAUCAUUGAUGAUAUUCAAAUCCUAAGAAGUGGGCUUGAAAAGUUUGAUGACAAGCUAUUGGUGAGUACGUCCGAGAUGAUCUCUCUAGGGAAACGAAAAGAUUUGGACACUAGAGAGUUUAGUGAUCAAGAUUUCUAUGAUUCCGUGACUGUGAAGAAAGCCAGAGUGGUUUGGUCAAUUGAUCUUCAUAAAAAAUUUGUAAACGCUGUGGAUCAGAUAGGUUUUGAUAAAGUUGGUCCAAAAAAGAUACUUGACUUGAUGAAUGUGCCUGGAUUAACAAGAGAGAACAUUGCCAGCCACUUACAGAAAUAUCGCAUGUACUUAAGUAGAAUACAGAAGCAGAAUGAAGUUGGAGAUUUAGCUGGCAAUAUGCAACCUGAUCACUCUUCAGAGAAUCAUUCAGAGAGCGUUGGCUGUCAGAACUCUAGAACUAUCCAUGAAAAUAGUGGAGCUAAUAGCUAUGGGCAGAAAACUCAAAAUUUCCAUGGGCAGGAUAUAAUCCAGGGUUUUCAAGAAAGUGAACUAAACAAAGCAGACUUACUUCCAGUAAAGCUUAAGAAAGAAGAUGUAACAACAGAUGUUCACUUUCAAAAGCCGAAAAAUGCUUCUCAGCCAGAGCAAAUGCUGCCACACAGUGAUCAGAAACAGGACUACGCCUCAAUUUCAAAGCGGAAUGGAUGGCAUGGAAGUGUUCUAUUAAGGCAAUUCAUGCAAUACCCUAAACAUGAUGAGCCAUUUAGCUUCUUGGAACACAAUUCCUACUCUUCACAAACUCAAGUGCCUCAGAUUCCUCUUUGGCAAUUGCAAUGUCCAUCUCUUGUCUCAGUCAAUAGUAGCAUUAAAAAAGAUGAAACUAAAUUUGAUGUAAAACCUUCGAUCGCAAAUUGCAAUGGCCAUCUCAUGAAAAUUUUAUCAAAAGCGGUGUAUGAAGAUGAUCAACAUUCAAUUCAGGUGGAACAUGCUAAUUCUAAAGAAUUUGAAGCAGCAUAUGAACAUAAAAAAUUAAUCAGUUUAAUGGAGCACCACUAUGAGCAAUCUAGAGUCCAUGAUUUGAUUCCUCCUUCAAUACAUCUAGAUACAAAAAAUGAAGCAAGUUUGAUUACAUCAUCUGAAGACUUGAACCAUCAUUCCCUUCAUGGCUUUGGUUUCCUAGAUAAUGUUGGUUUCAAUGGUAUGGAGUUACACCAGCUUAAUGGUUGUGCAUCACUCACUGAACUACAGAGUAAUUGUUAUGAUGAGAUAGAAUUUAAUUAUGAGUACUGGUACGAUCCCUUGGACUACCUUUUGCUAGAUGAGGGCCUUUUUGCGUAAUAGUUCAGUGCUUCAUCCUUAAUGGUUUUUGUUUGAGAAAUUAAUGUAUGGAACAACUAGUAUCUUUCAGUCUGCCUCAAAUUUCAUGGACUGAUAUUUCUAA
Molecule: messenger RNA, 2138 nt
Organism: Phalaenopsis equestris
Lineage: Eukaryota; Viridiplantae; Streptophyta; Magnoliopsida; Asparagales; Orchidaceae
Product: two-component response regulator ORR26-like
Exons: 5
Coding region: 284-2035 (583 amino acids)
Biological process (GO): phosphorelay signal transduction system; cytokinin-activated signaling pathway
Molecular function (GO): DNA binding; DNA-binding transcription factor activity
Source: RefSeq, a predicted model, not a curated record